AUGUGUCAAAGGUCAAAAAGACGACGUUCCAGGGGACGAAGUGUCAAUGAUGCAGAAAAGCGGCAAAAGCUUAUCCGGAAGAACUUGAGUACAGCAUCAUCAUCGUCUCAAGGCGUUGGUUACGGGCGGGGCUCAACAAAAAGCCAGUGGAACAUAAGCAAGACGGUUGAAGAGCGCCUCUUAAAGGAAGAACAACUUAUAUGGCUACUUAACGCGUUGACAGCUUAUAUUUAUCAUUUUACCACACCAAACUAUUUGCAUUAUAUGGAAAAUCAACCAGUUCACUUAGGACCAACGGUGGUAAAAGAAAUUGGUGAAUCGGCAGUUAUUGAACUUUUGGAAUAUCAUUUGAACAACGAUAGCGUUUUUGACAUCAGCGAACACAUGGAGUUGUAUCAAACACUAUUUGAGGCGGCAGCAGUAAUGUCAAUGGUACCCGGCUUAGUGCCUUAUUUGAUUUAUCCUAAAAAAAGGGAUUCAAAAUCCAUCGCCAAAAAUUUAGCUGUACGUUUGUAUAAUACAAUGGCAUCUUAUGAAGGAGCUUACCGUACUCAGCUUGGCUCUCCAGAUUUUCAAUUAACUCAGUUUAUAACCAAAAUAAAACUUUACGUCCAGGCAGCUCACGACUAUGAAAGCAAUAUCCCAUUUGAAAACCAAGUACCGUCAAUAGCAAUGUGCGAAACUCCCGAGCUUCAUGUUGUUGAAGAAGAAAAACCUGUUCCAUCACCACCGAUACCAAAAGAGGUGUUUGUUGAACAAGCUUCAGAUGUAGAACAGUUGUACGAGAAGGAGUUAAAGUUUUUCGACGAAAAUGGAGAACUUAUCGUACCAUUCGCUUUUCGGAAAGAAGCAAAAAAUCUUAACCCGUUUUCCGAGACCAACAAAGAGCGCACUAAACGAAUCGCAAAAGAAUUAGCAUCAAUGCCGAAUACAUUACCAUUGCAUGCCAGUAACAGUAUUUACGUCUGCGUCGACGAAGCACGUUGUGAUAUACUAAAGGUUCUUAUAUCUGGCCCCGACGAUACUCCCUACCAAAAUGGUCUCUUUGAAUUCGAUGUAUUCUUUCCAACAAACUAUCCACAUUCACCGCCAAAAUGUGAAUUCCUUACCACUGCUGACGGCAAAGUUAGGUUCAAUCCAAAUUUGUAUAGCGACGGAAAAAUAUGCUUGUCUGUGCUAGGUACUUGGGAGGGCCGUCCAGAAGAAAAGUGGAACCAGUACUGUUCGCUUUUACAAAUAUUAAUCAGUAUUCAGGGAUUGAUAUUCUCAAAAGAACCCUAUUACAACGAGCCUGGGUACGAAAAACACCAAAAAACAGAAAAAGGAAGAACUCACUCAAAAAAAUAUAACUUGCAAAUUGAGCAAGCCACCUUUUUAUAUGCCAUUAUGGAACAAUUGGAACGUGGACCAAAGUACUUUCAGGAAGUGAUUAAGCGACAUUUCUGGAUUAAAAGGCAAGCAAUAAUUGACCAGGCUCAACAACUUAUUGUUAAAUUACGCGAAGAGUAUGAAGAAAUUGAAAAGUCGAAGAAGAGAGGCCAUGCCGGUUCAUGUGCAACAAUGUCGUACAGACAACUUCAAACUAACAUAAUUUCAAAUUCUAAGCAAAUUUACAGAGAAAACUCAGAUAAAUCUGAAAAAAACUAUACAUUGAAAGUUCAUGGGAGAAAAAACAGCGUCCCUGAAUGA
Messenger RNA from Enterobius vermicularis (human pinworm), 1689 nucleotides. NCBI's taxonomy places the organism in Eukaryota, Metazoa, Nematoda, Chromadorea, Rhabditida, Oxyuridae. The record is from the annotation of a GenBank genome assembly.